CCAAAAGCCAGAUUGAAGGCAUGCUUAGGUGGUUAAAGUUCCAAUUAUGACCGAGCAAGCAAGAGCCCAAGGCCCUGAGGCAAGCCUUAGUAGUGGUAUGACAGAAAAGAUCCUGUACUGCAGGAAGGUGAGAAUGGGUUUUGAGUGUGAGCCUGACAUCUAGCAUCCCAUGAACUUUACUUUCUGCUGUAUCCUGUGUUACUGUCCUAGGCAUAACCCAGUAACAGUGCUGUCAUGUGACUUUAGCAAGUUCUAUCUUAGGGGCUCCAGAGUUCAUUCUAGGUAGCUGAGAGAAAAAUCCCUGAACCCAUGAUUUCACGUAGUGUUGAUGAUAAUGGGCCUGCUUGGCUGGGGGCCUGGGCUCAUUCCAUUCCCAUCUGCACACUCAAUUCCCCGGGGCUCCAAUACUCCACAUUCUGUUCCCACCUUCUGUGAGCAGCGGUACACCGUCUCCCCUUCCCCAGAGGAUUUCACUAUGGCACUCCAGCUCCCCAAGGUUUAGGGCAGGGGGAGCAGCUGGUCCUGACAAAGGGAGGGCCCAGGGCGGGGUUUUGAGUGGAUAGGAAACACGAUGCUGGGUGCAGUCAGGGGAGGAGACAGCACGAGUCCAGACCUCCAGUCCUGCCUUCAGAAGUGGGUGCUACCAUGGACCCCCUUCCGCCGCAACCCAACUGGACAGAGAUCGUGAACAAGAAGCUCAAGUUUCCCCCCCAACUCCUAGGUGCCAUCCAGGAGGGGCGUCUGGGGCUUGUGCAGCAGCUGCUGGAGUCGGGGGUAGAGGCCACAGGUGGGGGGCCGGGCGGGCCGCUGCGGAACGUGGAGGAGGCUGAGGACCGCUCCUGGAGAGAAGCCCUCAACCUGGCCAUCCGCCUGGGCCACGAGGCCAUCACCGAUGUGCUGCUGGCCAAUAUCAAGUUUGACUUCAGACAGAUCCACGAAGCCCUGCUGGUGGCCGUGGACACCAACCAGCCCGCGGUGGUGCGGCGCCUGCUGGCCCGGCUGGAACGGGAGAAGGGCCGCAAAGUGGACACCAAGUCUUUCUCGCUAGCUUUCUUUGACUCCUCAAUCGAUGGCUCCCGCUUUGCGCCGGGUGUGACGCCGCUCACCUUGGCCUGCCAGAAGGACCUGUAUGAGAUCGCACAGCUGCUCAUGGACCAGGGCCACACCAUUGCCCGGCCCCACCCCAUCUCCUGUGCCUGCCUCGAGUGCAGCAACGCCCGCCGCUAUGACUUGCUCAAGUUCUCCCUGUCCCGCAUCAACACCUACCGCGGCAUUGCCAGCAGGGCCCACCUGUCGCUGGCCAGUGAGGACGCCAUGCUGGCUGCCUUCCAGCUCAGCCGGGAGCUCAGGCGCCUGGCACGCAAGGAGCCUGAGUUUAAGCCUGAGUACAUUGCCCUGGAGUCACUGAGCCAGGACUACGGCUUUGAGCUACUGGGCAUGUGCCGGAACCAGAGUGAGGUCACUGCAGUGCUCAACGACCUGGGAGAGGACAUCGAGACAGAGCCUGAGGCCGAGGGCCUGGCCCAGGCCUUUGAGGAAGGCAUCCCCAACCUGGCGAGGCUACGGCUGGCUGUGAACUACAACCAGAAGCGGUUUGUAGCACACCCUAUCUGCCAGCAAGUCCUGUCCUCCAUCUGGUGUGGGAACCUGGCUGGCUGGCGUGGAAGCACCACCAUCUGGAAGCUGUUCAUCGCCUUCCUCAUCUUCCUCACCAUGCCCUUCCUCUGCAUUGGCUACUGGCUGGCACCCAAGUCUCGGCUGGGCCGCCUGCUGAAGAUCCCCGUGCUGAAGUUCUUGCUGCACUCAGCCUCCUACCUGUGGUUCCUCAUCUUCCUGCUGGGAGAGUCCCUGGCCAUGGAGACGCAGCUGAGCACCUUCCGAGGCCGCAGCCAGAGUGUCUGGGAGACUUCACUACACAUGAUUUGGGUCGCAGGCUUCCUGUGGUUUGAGUGUAAGGAAGUGUGGAUCGAGGGCCUGCGCAGCUACCUGCUGGACUGGUGGAACUUCCUGGAUGUGGUCAUCCUGUCUCUGUACCUGGCGGCCUUCGCACUGCGCAUCCUCCUGGCGGGGCUUGCCUUCCUGCAUUGCCGGGAUGCCUCUGAUGGCCCCACCUGUCACUAUUUCACCACGGCUGAGCGAAGCGAGUGGCGCACAGAGGAUCCCCAGUUCUUGGCCGAGGUGCUCUUUGCCGUCACCAGCAUGCUCAGCUUUACCCGCCUGGCCUACAUCCUGCCAGCCCACGAGUCCCUGGGCACGCUGCAGAUUUCCAUUGGCAGGAUGAUCGAUGACAUGAUCCGGUUCAUGUUCAUCCUCAUGAUCAUCCUGACUGCCUUCCUCUGUGGCCUCAACAACAUCUACGUGCCUUACCAGGAGACAGAGCGGCUGGGCAAUUUCAACGAGACAUUCCAGUUUCUGUUCUGGACCAUGUUUGGCAUGGAGGAACACAGCGUGGUCGACAUGCCUCAGUUUCUGGUGCCUGAAUUUGUGGGCCGAGCCCUCUACGGCAUCUUCACCAUCGUCAUGGUCAUUGUGCUGCUCAACAUGCUCAUUGCCAUGAUCACCAACUCCUUCCAGAAGAUCGAGGACGAUGCUGAUGUGGAAUGGAAGUUUGCUCGCUCCAAGCUCUACUUGUCCUACUUCCGAGAGGGUCUGACACUGCCUGUGCCCUUCAACAUCCUGCCCUCUCCCAAGGCCUUCUUCUACUUUCUCAGGAGAAUAUUCCAGAUCAUUUGCUGUUGCUGUUGCUGCUGCAAAACCAAGAAGCCAGCCUACCCCCCCACCCCCACCUUUGCCAACCCUGGGGCCGGGGCAGGGAUCGGGGUGGGGCCUGGGAAGGGUGAGCGAGGCUCCUACCGUCUCCGCGUCAUCAAGGCCCUGGUGCAGCGCUACAUAGAAACUGCCCGACGGGAGUUCGAGGAGACCCGCCGCAAAGACCUGGGCAACAGACUCACAGAGCUGACCAAGACUGUAUCUCGCCUCCAAAGCGAGGUGGCCGGCGUGCAGCGGACCCUGGCGACGGGAGGGACACCCCGGCCCCCCGACGGCGCCAGCAUCCUCAGCCGCUACAUCACGCGUGUGCGCAACAGCUUCCAGAACCUGGGCCCCUCCAUUCUGGAGAGCCCAGAGCUGGCUGUGCCAGGGGUUAUGGAGACACAGGACUCCCUGGAAGCUGGGCUCCGGGCGGGACUUCCGGCAGAGGCUGGGACUCCAGCUUCCGAGGAGGGCGUGCCUUCUUCCCCCAAUCAUGUGCUGGUGCACGAGUGCGUGCCUUCUUCCCCUGUGCGCGUGCUGGUGCACAGAGAGCAAGAGGGAGAGGGGCCCGGGGACGUGCCCCCACCCUGAGGAGGAGGUGAAGACCCGGGAGGGUCCUAAUGCCUUGGAAGGUUCCCUUCUGUCACUAUUCAGCUUAGUUGGGGUGGGGGGUGUGAUGAGGGCCACUCAGUAGAAACUUCUAUGGAAUCCCUUGUCUUAAUAAAGUCACUGCAUAUGCAUGUUAGA
Perognathus longimembris pacificus (Pacific pocket mouse) is the source of this 3498-nucleotide messenger RNA. Its product is annotated as short transient receptor potential channel 2. Gene Ontology annotation, biological process: manganese ion transport; calcium ion transmembrane transport; regulation of cytosolic calcium ion concentration. Gene Ontology annotation, cellular component: membrane; cation channel complex. The record is from RefSeq and is a predicted model, not a curated record. The coding region runs from base 646 to 3342 and encodes 898 amino acids. Gene Ontology annotation, molecular function: inositol 1,4,5 trisphosphate binding; store-operated calcium channel activity. Lineage: Eukaryota; Metazoa; Chordata; Mammalia; Rodentia; Heteromyidae. The transcript is spliced from 13 exons.